UCGAAGUUGAGACUCGAUGAGCUUCGAACGUCCUGCGCCAUGUCGAAAUUCAUUAAGCGACAUGAGGAGAUCGUUUCUGCACGCUGCCAAGCGCGCCAAGCUGCGCGAGCAGGGAGCGGUGUUGGAUUCACAGAGGCGGAGCUAGAGGCGGCACAAUGGGCUCGGAAGCUGCCCGAAGUUCAAAUGCAGAUUUCUCGGAGGACGAAUGGCGAUCUGAGAGGAGGAAAGGGCAUUCUUGCAACAUCUCGAAAGCCGUCGUCAAGAGCCACCGAGGUUGUCAGCCUUGGCGAGGAGAAGAGCAAGACUGACGGUGAAACAUCGAAGAAAAGGGCCAAGGCCAAAGAAAAGCACAAAGAAAGUAAGAAGCACAAAGACGACAGAGCUACCGAAGCCGAAAGAGAAAGAAGCCUAGGUGCGACAGAGGGUUGUGUGCCGCAGAGCGACACAAAGAAGGAGGAGAAAAAGGAGAAGAAAGACAAGAAAGCAAAAAAUCCGAUGGACAAGAAGGACAAGAUAGAAAGGAAGCGGCUGAAGAAAGAAAGGAAGGAGAAAAGAAAAUCCGAACGGAAAGGAACGGAGAAGGCAAGAGGAAAGAAAGAAAGAAAGAGAGAGAAGAUAGAGAAGGAGAAGGAGCGGAAGAAGGCGAAGAGCGGCACCGAGAAGGCCGUUGAGAAUGACACUGAUGCGCUGGAUCCGCUGGAUCCUUCUUCGCAUCUUGAGGCGAAGGCCUUGGAGAUGAAGAUGCGUCGCAAAUUGGCAAAAGAAAUGCGACGUGAGCAGAGGCGCUUGAAGCGAGAGGAGCACGAGCGCUUGCGAAAGGAGUUGGCUGAAGCCGAUGACUGGCACGAUGCCAUUGGUCAGCUUAUUGAGGCCGCCGAGGCACGAAGCAAAGAAGUGCCAGAGCCUCAAGAAGGUGAGGAUGCGGGUCUCGCGCCGACCUGUCCACCACCGGCACUGACGCCGUCUUUCCACUCUGAGCCUUCUCAACACCAACACCCUGAGCACUCUGAGCACUCUGAGCCUGCCCCAUUCCGGACUUUGGAGCAGCUGGUCAAAGAGCUGGAUGAACUUGAGAGGUUGAGGAAGGCAGCAAAGCAAGCAAAGAGAUCAAAGCCGGAGGAUGCGGAGGACGUGGAGGGCGACGCUCCAGACGCUCCAGGGGACGGAGAUGCACAGCCCGGACCUGUUCCAAAUGAUCCCAUGAACCCGUUGAAUGCGGCCUACGACAUGAGGGCUUAUGAGCUGCUAAGAAAACUUCGACUGGAUGAAGAGCAUCAAAUCUCUCAGAUAGCCUUGGAUGAACCAGACUGGGAUCAUUUGGGCUAUUUGAGACGCUCUCCAUCACCGUGCCGUUUGCGAACGAAGGGCACCAUGUGGCCCACCCGCAAGGGUGCCUGGCGCAGCCGUGCCGGCGGGGUCUAUUUGCCACCUGAGCUCAACCCUGAGAAACGAGGCUCACCAAGCCUCAGCCCCGCGCGCUGGAUGUAUCCAGAAGAGUUUAAUCGACCCUUGCAGAAAGCGCGGCGGUCUCCAUCGUAUGAACGCUUCGAGCGGGAGGAAAUCUCAACGUCGAGCAGUAGUUCCUCUUCCUCUUCGUCGUCCACAAUACCGAAGAAACGGAAGAAACGGAACGUUGCGAGCUCGGAGAGUAGACUGAGUCGACCAUCUCCGACAUACGACUGAUGGCAUGGAAGACCCACAAAAUGUACAGAUGGGCGACAUGUGCCACUCGACACGUGCUUGAAACAUCUUGAAACGAGGACAAUCAGGUGAUGACCAAGAAAAGAUAGAGCGAACAAACUGUGAUUUAGUAUAUUUAGUAUAGUGUUGACG
Durusdinium trenchii is the source of this 1833-nucleotide messenger RNA. The record is from the annotation of a GenBank genome assembly. NCBI's taxonomy places the organism in Eukaryota, Dinophyceae, Suessiales, Symbiodiniaceae.